Molecule: messenger RNA, 1231 nt
Organism: Lactuca sativa (garden lettuce)
Lineage: Eukaryota; Viridiplantae; Streptophyta; Magnoliopsida; Asterales; Asteraceae
Product: 30S ribosomal protein
Biological process (GO): negative regulation of translational elongation; primary metabolic process
Cellular component (GO): cytosolic small ribosomal subunit
Molecular function (GO): ribosomal small subunit binding
Source: RefSeq, a predicted model, not a curated record
UCGCCUACGCAUGUUAUCUGAAUCCGGAUAAUGAUUCAGAUUUCAGAAAACAAUUUGUUCUUGAUGAACAAUUUCAUUCAUCUUCCCCAUUAAAGCCUCUGAAAAACCCUAGUCCUGACUGAAUUCAUCAACAAUGGCUGCAUUUUAUGCGUCUCCAACUCCAACCUUACAAAUAACAAACAACCAUGUACCCCAAUCAUGCCCCUUGUCUUCUUCAUCAUCACUCUCUUUUUCAUCAAACAAAUCCAGUUUCUUCAACUCAUCUUCACAAUGUUUCAAGAUCUUCGUUCAUUCUCUGCCCAAAAACAGCAUCACAAAACAAACCCCUUCUCUAAUUCGAAUGUCUUGGGACGGCCCUCUCUCCUCCGUGAAGUUGAUCCUCCAAGGCAAAAAUCUUGAGUUGUCGGAAUCUGUGAAGACUCACGUCGAGGAUAAGGUGGGAAAGGCCAUUCAAAAGCACAGCCAUCUUGUUCGCGAAGUAGAUGUUAGGGUUUCUGUUCGGGGUGGAGAAUUUGGAAAAGGCCCAAAAGUUCGUCGAACAGAGGUUACAUUGUUUACCAAGAAGCAUGGCGUCAUCCGGGCAGAAGAAGAAGCAGAAACUACAUACGCAAGCAUCGAUACAGUUUCUUCAGUCAUACAACGGAAGCUAAGGAAGAUUAAGGAGAAAGAUUCAGAUCAUGGUAGACACAUGAAGGGAUUCGAUAGGCUCAAGGUAAGAGACCCACAGAUACUCAUCGAUCAGGAUUCCCUUGCGGUUACUCAAGAAGAAGAAGAGGAAGAAGUAGAAGAUGCAAGUGAAACCGAUGAGAUUGUUCGCACAAAAUAUUUCGAAAUGCCCCCUUUGACUGUAUCAGAAGCAAUUGAGCAACUAGAGAAUGUUGAUCAUGACUUUUAUGGCUUCCGAAAUGAAGAAACUGGUGAGAUUAAUAUCUUGUACAAAAGAAAAUCUGGAGGGUAUGGGAUCAUAGUUCCAAAAGAAAAUGGCGAAACUGAGGAAUUAGAGGAUGUGGAUGCAGAAAUUCUCAGGCAACUCUAGUUUGCAGAAAAAGGUGGGAGAAUGAAGAAGAUGAUGAAUCAUAUGUAGAUGUUUGAGCUGGGUGUUCUAGUUUUCAAUAUAGGGUAACGUUUGAGGAUAUACAUGUCCAGAAUCCAGAUGUGUGUAGUUUCUUUGAAACGAUGUGUAAUCUAAUCUCCACAAAGUAAAUACAGGUUAUUUUUGUUCUUCCUUGCA